GUGGCGGUGAGAGGGAUGUUGGUAUAGGCGCAAAUCACCACGGCGUGGCCGGGCGGGACACUAAAGCGCGGCUGCCAUUCGCAGGGCAGGCAGCGGCGUGACUGCUCGCUGAUGCGUGUCAUGGCCAGCAGGCCGUUCUGCCGCAGCAAGCGGUGCAUUUGCAUUUGCAGUCGCGUUUGGCAUGCAGCCCCGAGCUGCAGCUUGGGCGGUGGUAGGUGGGUGCGGUGCCCGUUUUCGCGUGGGCAGCGAGAAGCACCCUGCAGCGAGUGCAGCAGCGCAGAGGCACAGACAGCCCGUGGUCUCCAAAUAGACACGGCGCCCACCCCGGCGGUGGCGCACAAUGUGAACACAUGUUUCGAGGCAGCACACUGGCACUGGCACUGGCAAUGGCAAUGGCAAUGGCAAUGGCCGCGUGCAGUAUCGAGAUUGAGAAGCUCGUCGCGGCCUGCCUGGCGCUGGCCACACUAGCCGCUGUCGCUAACCGACCUGCAGCGCGGCAGACAGACUCGAAGGGCUGCGCCGUUCCUCAUCUGCACCGCAUGGCCAGCAUGCUGCAACGUCCUGCUGCACCUCCGUGGAUCUAGCCGAACUUGCAACGUGCACGUCUGCUACGGAGGUACUGUGCAGCUCUUUGCCGCUGCGUGGAUCAUACCGCUUGGAGCGCGCCGUGGCCCGGCUCGCUCUCGACCUUCCUCUCCCGCGC
Paraphaeosphaeria sporulosa is the source of this 703-nucleotide messenger RNA. RefSeq lists its product as uncharacterized. The coding region runs from base 112 to 468 and encodes 118 amino acids. The transcript has a single exon. The record is from RefSeq and is a predicted model, not a curated record. Lineage: Eukaryota; Fungi; Ascomycota; Dothideomycetes; Pleosporales; Didymosphaeriaceae.